AUGGUCAGCGCAAGAUGGCUGGCGAUCUUUGAUCGCGCGAUUCGAAAACCCCGACCCAUCACUAACAGACAAAUCCUCCAAUCUUGGGUAAAUAUCUACACCAACCAACUUCGGGUACGACCUCGAGAUACACACGAGCAAUGCCAAGCAGCGGCAGAGGUGAGAUGGUGGAAUUUUCUGUUUAAUGAUCGUGAAUGCCCUGAAUCACCAGCCGAAAUCUACAUGUUGGAAGUUGCCAAUGAAUUCUACUUCGACAACCUCCCUGGAGACGCUCGCCAAUGGCGCAAUAUCGUCAGGAAGGCGGUUCAAUCUGGUCAUAAGAUUGCGUCUCUGUGUCAAUCAUGGAUCGAUGUUCGUGUCGAGCUGGCGGCCAAUCAUUACCUCGUUCACAGACAACAGACUGAUAUGUUCGCAUACGCCGCAGAGGUGAAGUGGUUCAAACGUCUUUUUCCUAAUGAAGCAUUCAUGGGCAGGCCUCCUCAGGAAUGGCUCGAAUAUGAGUUCGCUAGAGAAUCUGCGGAUCACAAGCACAGAUAUGAAGAGCAGAAGAUUCUAGGUGCAAGACACGUACGGCUUUGGCUUGGGAUUCUACCCGUCGGUGCGAGUCUCACAGUCAAUCCAUCGCCAAAUGUUGGUCCUCAGCGCGACAUGUCUCGUCUUCAGGCAGACGCGUCAAGCUCUAUCAAGUCUUCCGUCACAAUGCAAGCUGAGCCCCAGCGCCGAGGUGUUCAGACUAAACCCAAUCGCAAAUCUACUAAAAGCACUCCCGCACCACCUCCACGUACGGAAUCCCGCAAAGGCAAGCCGAAUGGUCCAAUUCAGAGUACGAAGGAACCUCGAAAGCCGUCUCAACACCCAGGACGUGAAACGAAACGUCGCCCUACAGCACCUUGGGAAGAGCAAGGUAUCUCCGCAGAUGAAUGGUCGACUUCGUUCCUGGAUUCUAUCGUAUCACAGUACCAGAAUUCCGCAAAUGAGCAAGUUCGUCAAACUCCUGCCUGCAAGCGUUCUGCUUCAAGAUUCACUGAAAUGCCAGCCGAGAAUUCUGCAGAGGGUGACUCUCGGAAGCGCGUUCGAGUUGAGUGA
This is a messenger RNA of Cadophora gregata, 1086 nucleotides long. RefSeq lists its product as uncharacterized. Lineage: Eukaryota; Fungi; Ascomycota; Leotiomycetes; Helotiales; Ploettnerulaceae. The transcript has 3 exons. The record is from RefSeq and is a predicted model, not a curated record. The coding region runs from base 1 to 1086 and encodes 361 amino acids.